Symbiodinium necroappetens is the source of this 681-nucleotide messenger RNA. The record is from the annotation of a GenBank genome assembly. Lineage: Eukaryota; Dinophyceae; Suessiales; Symbiodiniaceae.
AUGGCGGCCGAGCACCUCGCGGCGGCACUUGCGUACGGCAACCCUGUCCAACAAGCGCCAGAGGGACGAGCGAGGUCAACCCUGGCUCGUGCGGAAGCCUCUUCGUCGGACGCAGAGCUGGUGACCAAGCUACUUCGUUCACGCCUCCUUCAAGGCAACAGUGUGCAGGAGCUCCUCAACUCGGCCAACCUGUGCUUACUUGUCAAAGCGGAGGAGGACAAGGCCCACCUUUCGCGUCUUCUCGAGGCCUACCACGCGAAGCAGCGCGACAGUGCUCUCACCCCGGAGCAGCGUCGACAGGGACAGCAGCCGAAGCCUCACGAGUGGGGCCCACGCGAAGUGUUUGUCUGCAGUGCUGUGUUAGAGAGGCUUGCGGCGAAGCUGACGGAUGGCCCUGGCAAGGAGGCUGUCACUGCACUCGCGGAGAUGAGUGCAGAGGACAUGGAGCUCUACCUGGCCAACUGUGGUCCGGAGCAUGCGACUCCGAAGGAAGGGCGUCCGUGGAAGUUUAAGGUCAGCUUGACUCCGCUGGCACCGGACAGUUUCCGUAUGCAUUGGACCGUCUUGUGCAAGAAGCUGUCUCGAAGCAAGGACCUUCAAUGGGUGCUGGAGCCGAUGCGAGCCCCGCAGACUCAGGUGCAGAAGGAGCUCUGGGAGACGCUGAAAGCGCGGACGGCGUAG